Mollisia scopiformis is the source of this 1291-nucleotide messenger RNA. RefSeq names its product NAD(P)-binding protein. Gene Ontology annotation, molecular function: oxidoreductase activity, acting on the CH-OH group of donors, NAD or NADP as acceptor. Lineage: Eukaryota; Fungi; Ascomycota; Leotiomycetes; Helotiales; Mollisiaceae. The coding region runs from base 200 to 1084 and encodes 294 amino acids. The transcript is spliced from 2 exons. The record is from RefSeq and is a predicted model, not a curated record.
GGUUAAGUUUCUUGGGUCUUGACUCAAGUACUCCUAUUAUUAGAGAGCUAUUAAAAGGGCUGAGAUAUCCCACUUUGAGAUAUCUGGUAGGGAAUUUGCCAAAAACUCUUUCCUAUUUUCGUUUCUUACUCCUUUCUUUCAGAAAUUAGGACAUUAGGAUAUUAGAAUUGGUACAAUGGAGUCUACAUUACCAACAAGUAUGAGAACUCCAGCUGGGGGUGCAGCAACUGGUGGAUACAGACCACUGGAAGGAAAACUCGGAAUAAUCACUGGAGCAUCAAGAGGAAUCGGCGUAGCAAUAGCUCAAAACCUCGCCAGCAAAGGAUGCAACUUGAUCUUAAACUACACCUCUGACUCUUCAGCCACCGCCUGCAAUGACCUCUCCACCCAACUAUCCUCUGAAUACGGAACCAGCAACCUCGUCAUCCAAGCCGACAUGGGCCUUCCCACCGGCCCAGCACACAUCGUCACCACAGCCAAAAACCACUUCUCGCACCCCAAGACCGGAAAAUUCCAGAUCGACAUCCUCGUCAACAACGCCGGUGUCUCCAAGAACCUCCGGAUCGAAGAAUGCACCAUCGAAGACUACGAAUGGCAAUACAAAAUCAACGUCCUGGGCCCCCUUCUCCUCAUGCAAGCCGUCGUCCCCUACCUCCCCACCGACCGCAGCGGCCGCGUCGUAAACCUCAGCUCCGUCUCCAGCUCCGAGGGCUUCAUCGGGCAAACCGUCUACGGGGGCACCAAAGCCGCCCUGGAAGCCAUGACGCGGACCUGGGCGCGGGAAUUAGCUGAGCGGGCAACGGUUAAUGCGAUCAAUCCCGGCCCGGUCAAGACGGAUAUGUGGGCGGGGACCACGGCGGAGUUUAAGCGGAGGUUGAAGCCGUUUAUUGAGCAGACGCCGGGGAGCGCGAUCAGGAAGGAGGUCGAUGAUGGGGAUUUGGUGGCGGAUGCUGAGAAUGCGGGGGGGAGACCGGCCUAUGUGCAUGAGAUUGCGGGGAUUGUAGGGAUGUUGACUACGGGUGAUAGUCAGUGGUGUACGGGGCAGGUUGUUUGUGCUAAUGGGGGGAUGAGGAUGGCUAUCUGAGGUGGGGAUGAUGGAGAUGUUGGAUGUGCAUAUAGGCUUCAAUAUGUGCAUGAAUGAAAAGCUGGUUUGACAAAUAGCAUGAUUGGAAUAGAAAGGGGAUGAUGUGAUAUCUCUUUGAGAUGUGCUGAGAUUCGGAGGAUGAGUAGAUAACCACGCUUGCGGAGCAACACUUGCGAAGCACCCAAAUCAACCAAUAUUGAUGACAAC